This is a messenger RNA of Diatraea saccharalis (sugarcane borer), 1587 nucleotides long. The record is from the annotation of a GenBank genome assembly. NCBI's taxonomy places the organism in Eukaryota, Metazoa, Arthropoda, Insecta, Lepidoptera, Crambidae.
UGUUUCUUUCAUUCGUGUUUACGUUUUUGGCGUGAAUUUUGUUAAUUGUGCUAUUUUUAAUUUUUUGCUAUAUUUCGUAAAUAUACGAAAUCUAAAAAUUUGUCUAUCAGAUUAGAUUCAACUUUUAAUAGUUGUGGAGAUGGAAGGGCAAACUUGCGUAUUUUUGGGAAUCAAAGUAAAACCAGGUCCUAUAGAGCGACAUAAGUUAGAAAACUUCGGCCUAGAUAAUACUGUCGAUUCUCUCAAAACGGAGGCUGAAAAAAAGGCUAAUGUACCAUCUUCUUCAUUAGAACUAAUACAUCAUGGAAAAAUAUUAAAAGGUGAUAUAACUCUGCAAGAUUGUGGAAUAAAGAGUGGUGAAAUGAUACAUGUUGUCAAAAAGAAAGUACAUCCUCCACCACAUACACCACCUACAUAUACUGAUGCUGAAUUACAGCAAUUAAACAGUUCACUGAGAACUUUGGGUUGUACACCAAAUGCCCCUGGAUGGACAAGAGCGAUGCAGUUGUUAAAUGAUGAAACAGCAAUGUCAGAAAUAGUAGAACAUGCCCCGUCUUUGGCAGAUGACUGUGUCACUUUGUCUCUUUUACAUGAAGUAGAGUUGCUAGCUGCUCUUGGGGCGAAUGUGCAAACUAUGCGUCGUGGAGCUAAUGCUCACCCAGAUCUUCCUAAUGCACUGAGACACUUGUUGCGGCUUGUACGCUCUAGUUCUAAUACAUCUACUGUUACUGACAAUGCCCCAACAUCUGGAUUUGCUUAUUCUCUUGAAGCUCUUUCUGAGGACGAGGAUGCCGAUGACGAAGAUAAUGAUGAAGGAGAGAGGAAUCCCAUUACUCAAGAACAGCUAACUGCUGCAUUGCAAGCGGCGACGGAAGGUGUUUCAGCGUCGAGCAGUCGCGGUGGUGGCGGUCGCGACAGUCUGCUGAGACUACUGCAGGCUGCCGACCACGCCACUGAGUCCGGCGCGCCCGCCGGUAACCAAAGAGCAGGGCGUUCAGUUAUAACUUCAGAGAUGUUAAGCGAAGCAAUGUCUGAAGCUAUAAAUAGAGCCAGCAACUCGAUGGCACGAACACCCAUGGACCAAAGUACUGCAGCAUCAUCAUCUCAAAGUCCAGUAGCGAGAGAUGAAGAUUUUGUCUCACAAUUGCAGCGCAUGCACGAAAUGGGUCUUCUAGACGAUGCCCUCAAUGUUCGGGCUUUGCUUAUAUGCUCAGGUAAACCGGUUGAAAGUUAAAAUAAUCAAAUCAAAUAAAAGAUUAUAACAAACAUUCGUUUCUCAUCUGUCAAUUUAAUUUUCUGUUUGUUACAGGUGAUGUAAACGCAGCGAUUAAUUUGGUGUUUAGCGUAAUUACGUAAUUACGAAUUUAUUACGUAAUUCUCAUUAAUUAUACUCAAAACCCUCACUACAAAUUAAUGCAUACGUAAGUUGCAAGCCGGAUAGGACAAUACUACGAUUUUUCGGCAACGUAUAUUUGAUUAAAUUUAUCUAUAAAUAUGACGCAUUCUUUAACAAGGUGAUCCAAAGCCCGUUGAUGUUUUCGUUUACGCGAUAUGUUUGUAAUAUCGCUUUGAACAUCUAAAAAGGUU